GCGGAGGCUGGCGCUGGGAGACGCGGGAGGCAGGGCCGCGGCGGGCGGCUCCUCGCCGGGACGGGGACGGGGACGCAGCCGGGCCGCGGCGCUCGCAGCCUGCUCGCCGGCCGGAGGCAGCCGCCGCAUCCCGUCCCAUCCCGUCCCAUUCCAGCCGGGGGCUCAGCCGGGCCCCACUCGCCGGCCCCCCGGGAGGGCACGGGCCGCUCCUCAUCGUGGCCCCCGGCUCCCCACGGCCAUGGCUGGGGGCUCCCCGGCCCCCGGCGCCAUCCCAGCACUCGGCUCGGAGGACGUGCUCCGCUUCGGCCCACGGCCAGGAGAGCCGCUGGUGUGGGGCCCCGGCCCCCCGGAGCCCCCGCAGCAGCUGCCGGCGCGGCUGCCCGUGAUCCACCACCGCGGCUCCAACACGCUCAACUUCGAUUUCCAUGGCCCGGCGGCCCCCCGCAGCGCAGCGAGUGAUUGGUACCAGAUGUGGCCGGCCAAGGAGGCGAAGGCGCCCGGCCCCACGGCGGCGGUGGGGGGCACGGGGGGGCCGCCCGGCUGUUCGGCCACCUGGAGCAGGGACGGCAAGCGGCGGGAGCGGCGCUGGGUGAAGUACGACGGCAUCGGGCCGGUGGACGAGACAGGCAUGCCCAUCGCCUCGCGCUCGAGCGUCGACCGGCCCCGCGACUGGUACCGCAGCAUGUUCCAGCAGAUCCACCGCAAGCUGCCAGAGCCGCCGCUGGACUGGGACGCCCCGCGCCGCCCCCCCGGGCUGCCCAACGGGCUGGACUGGGCCGGCUGGGGUGACGCCGGCACCGCCGCGGAGCCCCGCAGCAUCUUUGACUACGAGCCGGGCAAGUCCUCGGUCCUGGACCGUCCCGGGCAGCCCCACGAGCGCCCCGGUGCCGUGCCCCCGCCGCGGGCCCAGCCCAUCGAGGUGCUGCUGCAGCGGGAGCUGGAGCAGCUCAGCGAGGAGCUCGACAAGGACAUGAAGGCCAUGGAGAGGCGGCAGCAUCGCCGCGAGCUGGAUGUGACCCUGCCUGGCUGGACGCACGGCUGGAUUUGUGCACGGCGGGAUGCACGCGCAGCUGGACGUGUGCACGGCUGCGUGUCCGGAUGGAUGCAAGCGCAGCUGGAUCCGUGCACGGCGGGACGUGCUUGCAGCGUGCCGCGAGCGUGGCAGGACGCGCGGGUGGCCGGACGGGAGCCUCGGCCCAGCGUGGGCAGCAGCGCAUGGCGACGGCGUGGCCGCGGGACGCUAGGACCCUGCCUGGGCCGGCGGCUCUCCGGCUGGCGGUUAUUGGCUCUGCCUCGCCGGGAGCUGGACUCCCUCGCUUCCCGCCGAGGCUCGGCCUCUCGGAUGAUUAAUUUUUCUCUUCCCCCCCCUCCCGCUCCUCUGGCGCUCGGCAGAGCCCCGCGGCCGCUCCCGCCGCCCGCCGCCCCGCUCCGGCCUCCCCGGCGGCCCGACCCGCUGCGGCCGGCGACCCUGCCCAGCCUGCCGGACCUCGGGGACCCCGCGGAGGCGCUGAGGAGGGAGGAGAGGAAGAUGAAAGCCGCUCGCCUCAAGUUCGACUUCCAAGCCGAGUCCCCCAAGGAGCUGACGCUGCGGAAGGGCGACAUCGUCUACAUCCACAAAGAGGUGGACAGGAACUGGCUGGAGGGCGAGCACCACGGCCGCGUGGGCAUCUUCCCCUCCAACUACGUGGAGGUCCUGCCGCCCACGGAGGUGCCCAAGCCCAUCAAGGCGCCCACCAUCCAGGUGCUGGAGUACGGCGAGGCCCUGGCCCUCUACAACUUCCGCGGAGAGCUGCCCGUGGAGCUCUCCUUCCGCAAGGGCGAGCGGGUCUGCCUGGUGCGCCGGGUGGACGAGAACUGGUACGAGGGGCGCAUCUCCGGCACCAGCCGCCACGGCAUCUUCCCGGCCACCUACGUGCAGGUGCUGAAGGAGCCGCGGGUGAAGGCCAGCGCCGAGGAGCUCCCGCCGCCCGCCGCCGCCGCCAGCCCCCGCGUCGGCUCCCCGGCGCCGCAGCUCCCCGCCGGCUCCCCCGGUGCUCCACGGCGGGCGGCCGAGCGGGGCCCUGGGGAGGCGGGGGGGCUGCCGUCCUCGCCCCGCUGCCCUGCCUUCGCUGCCCCCCCAUCCCCGGCCGCCCAGCCCCGCGAGGAGCCCCCCACCCAGCCCCAGCCGCCCGCCGCCGCCCCCGCCGAGGCCGCCCCCUCCCACAACGGCUCCGAGAUCCAGUGGACCCCGUACCGGGCGCUCUACCAGUACCGGCCCCAAAACGCCGACGAGCUGGAGCUGCUGGAGGGCGACCGGGUGGACGUGAUGCAGCAGUGCGACGACGGCUGGUUCGUGGGUGUAUCCAGAAGGACGCAGAAAUUCGGCACUUUCCCCGGGAAUUACGUGGCGCCGGUGUGACCCCGCAGCGCGGCGAGGAGGGGCCCGGCGGGCACCAUCCCCUGGCCCGGCCGUGUCCCCGCAGCCCCUCGCCCCCCCCCCCAGCGGGACGCGGUGCCCCCAGCUCCCGCCCGCCCCGUGGGGCUGCUGCUUCG
Messenger RNA from Dromaius novaehollandiae (emu), 2532 nucleotides. RefSeq names its product sorbin and SH3 domain containing 3 (gene SORBS3). Bases 239 to 2398 code for a protein of 719 amino acids. Gene Ontology annotation, molecular function: protein binding. The transcript has 19 exons. The record is from RefSeq and is a predicted model, not a curated record. Lineage: Eukaryota; Metazoa; Chordata; Aves; Casuariiformes; Dromaiidae.